UCUGCAUGCUGUUACUGUUUCGAGUGUGUCUUUUCCCUGGUGUUUGGUUAAAAAAGUGUUGCUAAACGUGAUACGAAACUCUUUAUACGACGAUACUGUUAAAUUAUCUUAAAAACAAUUAAUAAAAAUAGUGCCAGAAAGGAUUUUAUCUUCUUAGCACGAGCAGGUACUUUGAUCGAUCACUGUAUUUGCAGGGAUCUACACGUGUUAUACAUGUACUACAAAGAAGAAAACCUAACCUAAUAUCAUUAUAAAGAAUUUCGUAGAACUAUAUGUAUAUAACUUUGCGAGAAGGUUGAAGGCGAUAUAAUUCACCAGCCGGUGAAAUAAAAAGAAAAAAAUAGUUUCGGAUUUUAAAAAAUAUAGGAAAGAUCAAAGGGCAAUUAUUUGUAUUAAUAUUAAUAAUUAUUGUCACAAAUAUGUCUAAUGCAAAUCCAUUUUUAUCAAAACGUCAAUUUAGGAGAGUUAUUGAAAAUGAAACUAAUAUAGAUCUUGCUGGAUCAUCUAAACACAUUUUAAAACAUAAUUUAUUGACUACCAAUAUUUCUUUUAAAGAUUCUAAUUUGGAUUAUGAUUUGCAUAAAAACUCAAAUGAAAAUAUUAAUAUAUCUAUUGAAGAUAAUAUUAAUGAUAGUGUUUGUACUGAAAUUGCAUCUUUUUUUGAAAAUUGUCAACAACAUCCAAAUAAUAACAAUGAUAUCCAAAGAAACUAUGAUUAUGCAGAUGAUAAUGAUAAUAAUGAUAAUGAAGAUGAUGAUCAUGACUUUCCAGCUAUAGAAAUUAUAAACGAGGCUCACAAUGAUGCUAUAAAUGAUGAAAAAAAAAUAAAAAAUGCUAUAGCUACAUGGGCUGUAACAUAUAAUGUCAAUCAUGUCACAUGUAAUGCAUUAUUAAAAAUUUUGCGGCAAUAUACACCAUAUAAAUUCUCAGCAGAUAUACGAACAUUACUACAAACUCCACGACAAGCUUAUGUUACAAAUAUAUGUGGAGGAGAAUUUUUUUAUUCGGGUUUGGAGAAUAUUAUUAUAAAAAUGUUCUUGAAAUCUUGCGAAAAACAUAUUAAUUUACUCAUAAAUAUAGAUGGUCUUCCAUUAUCAAAAUCAUCAAAUGCAUCAUUAUGGCCUAUUUUAUGUUCAAAUACAACUAAUAAUGAUGUAUAUCUGGUUGGUGCAUUUUUUGGAGAUAAAAAACCGCAAGAUUCUAAUACUUUUUUGCAACCUUUAAUCAAUGAUUUAAUUAAUUUACGUAAUGGUUAUGUUUAUAAAAAUAACGUAAUUGAAAUUAAAUUAUUUGGUUUGAUAUGUGAUGCACCAGCAAAAUCUUUUGUUUUGAAUGUAAAAGGUCACACUGGAUUCUCCAAUGGUAUCCAAUACCGAAGGAUAUGGACUAAAAUAAGAAGCAACGAUUUUUGGCAAAGAAUCGUAGGAGAACAUUUUACUCCAACAGAAUGGCUUGCCACUUUUCGAAUGUCAAAAGAAACUUUCAUAACACUUUGUGACAUUAUUCGAGGUGAUUUAGAACCUAAGCCACUUUUCCUGAAAUCCAGAGAGCCUUUAUCUGUCGAAAAACAGGUAGCAAUAGCUAUAUAUAAAUUAGCAAGUUGUGCCGAAUACAGAAUUGUUGGUGAUGUGAUGGGAGUUCAUAAAUCAACAGUUCGUAAGUGCUUAUUUAGAGUGACCAGGGCCAUAAACGAUAUUAUGACAAAAAAUAUUAUAUUUAUGCCUUCUGAAGAUGAAGCCAAAUUUAUAUCGCUGCAAUUUGAAAAGAAAACGUUUAUUCCACAAUUGUUUGGAUGUAUUGACGGAACACACAUCCCAAUUACGCCACCACAUGAAGGCUACCGGGACUUUGUAAAUAGGAAAGGAUGGCCAUCAUAUAAUGUAAUGGCUGUUGUCGAUCAUAAUGGGAGAUUCAGAAAUAUUGUAAUAAAACAUUCUGGAAGUGUGAACGAUGCUGUUGUAUUCAAGGAAAGUAGCAUAUACAAGAACGCGCAGACUAUUAUUCCUCAAACAUCUAAAGUCAUUGAUGGUAUGGAUAUACCAUACAUGAUUGUAGGUGAUCCGACUUAUCCUAUGUUACCGUGGCUUAUCAAAGAUUAUUCAGGCACGUUAUCAGCAGAAGAAGAGUCUUUUAAUGUAUAUUUGAACUCUGCACGAGUUUCGGUGGAAAUGGCAUUUGGUCGAUUAAAAGCUAGAUGGAGAAUUUUAUGCAAGAAAAUGGAUUGUGCUUAUACAUUUUCUCCACAAAUUAUUCUUGCUUGCUGUACAUUGCACAAUUUUGUAGAAAGUCAUAAGGAACGGUUUUACACUGAAUGGUUAGAAGAAGUGUCUAACAAUGAUCAAGCGUUUCCUCAACCGAGAAUUGUACAAAAUCGUGAUAGAAAUUGCAUGCUUGGUAUAACAGUAAGAGACCAUUUAAAACAGUAUUUAGCAGCCAAUUAUCCUUUACGAAAAUCUCUUAUCCAGUAG
This is a messenger RNA of Wasmannia auropunctata (little fire ant), 2468 nucleotides long. RefSeq lists its product as uncharacterized. The transcript has 6 exons. The record is from RefSeq and is a predicted model, not a curated record. Bases 420 to 2468 code for a protein of 682 amino acids. Lineage: Eukaryota; Metazoa; Arthropoda; Insecta; Hymenoptera; Formicidae.